UACCGGGCACCUGUGACCUCAACGGAAUGGGUUGGUAGACCAUCCUACGUAAUUACGAAGGAGCAGUUGGAAGUGAUGCGCUCCUAUGGUUUGUCAUGGGUAGAAAUAGCGAAAGCACUAGGUGAGCCGAAAAUAAUUUCAUAAUAAAGAAAAUGCUCACGCGGAGUCAUUCGUAUUUUUUCUUUUUUUUUUUUUGUCAUGCCCCUUUUUUCGAGAAUGGAUGUGUUCUCUUUUAUUUUAAUUCAUAUUUUAAAAAGUUUUUGAACAUCGAUAUGGCUGCUUUAUAUUGGCCACAGGUUGAUCUAUGUUUCAUAUUCGCCGUUAUCGUGCUAUAAAGGGUGUCUCAUACGAUUUUACCUGUAAUACUUUUCGCAGGGGUCUCGAUUUCAACAAUAUGGAGACGUCGCAUCUAUCAUGAAAUGGAAAGAAGAAAGCAUUAUGGAAGAAGGAAGCUAGGUAUGCAAGAGCUGAUAGAUAUAGUGGCUGAAAUAAAGUCCAGAAGUGUGAAUGCGGGCAUCAUUAUGAUCGAGGGUGAAUUAGCGGCUCGAUCCCUCUACGCUAGAAGAUCUGCCAUCGCAGAGGCAUUAGUUCGCCAUGAUCCUAUAGGUGCAGGCCUGCGGUGGAGAAAUUUGACCCCAAGAGUUACUUAUAGCGUUCCAGGUAAUUUUACGUUCUGAGUUAUAAAACUUUGAACCGCAAAUCAUAGAUUUGAAUAGAUGUGAUCAAGUGUGCUGCUUAUUUCCAUAUUGCACCGCAUGAAGUAUGUGUCGCUAAGAGAAUUGUGAAGGUUUUGAUGUCCAUUUUUUACACGUCGACCUUAACAGAAAAGGAGCUCAUGUACGUCCAACAUUACCAUAUCUUGAGUAUGACUUUGGAUAUUCGUUCUCGAAUAGAGCCAAUUACUUUCAUCAUAAAAUAACAAAUGAUCAAACCCAGGAUCGUUGACUUAUUAGUGUUUGAAAUAUAUAUUGUAGGCCCAAACAGCCUGUGGCACUUGGAUGGCAAUCACAAGCUGAUACGGUAAGUAACAGACCUAAAACAUACCAUAAAUAUAUUGUUUUUAGAUUGCCUGCACUGUUCUACAAUAAUGCUUGAGGAAAAUUAAAAAUGAUCAGAGCGGAAGACAUUUACGUUCCUCAUCAACAGCAUUUUUUAACAUGCUGUAAUUCGUCUGUAUUCGGGAAUUAAUACCUGUUACUUCCUUUAAUGUAUCUAUGGAAUUCAGUAGAGGAAAAAUGCACCAUAUUCUACUCUUCCCCACUCAUAAUGUGAGUACCGUGUGAAAGGUGUUUUAAAACUCUUUUCUCAGAUGGAGGUUGGUCGUGCACGGAGGAAUAGACGGAUAUUCGAGGCUUGUUGUAUUCCUCCGCUGUUCCAGCAAUAAUAGGGCAGCAACAGUGGCCAAUUUAUUCUUAGGCGCCACAACUGAAUUCUGUUGGCCAUCACGGGUGAGGACAGAUAAGGGUGGAGAGAAUGCGGAAGUUGCGCGCCUUAUGGUUGAAAAACGAGGAGAAGGUCGCGGCAGCAUUUUGCAAGGUAGUUCGGUCCAUAACCAGAGGAUAGAGAGGCUGUGGAGAGACAUGCGCAAAAUGGUCACGGAGUAUUUCCGACUCCUCUUCUAUUUCUUGGAGAGGAACAAUCUUCUGAAUCCGAACGACGAACUGGAUCUGGCAGCUCUACAUUAUGUAUUUAUUCCACGGAUUAAUGAAAAUCUAGAAAAGUUUAAGGUGUCCUGGAACAAUCAUAAGCUAUCUACUGAAAAACAAAAGACUCCAAAUCAGUUGUACAUUCUAGGAAUGCUUAAUUUGUUUGGAUCAGAAUAUACAGCGGUAAAGGACUUCUUCGAAAGCAACGUCAUAGACUCCAACUAUUACGGCGUAGAGGAACCGGAUAUCAUUGAUGCAGCGUCAGAGGUGGAGGAGGCUGUCGUGGUGCCUGAAACAAUGCAAAACCUUUCUAACGCGAGCUUGCAGGAGUUGCAGCUACAAGUGAAUCCGUUGGAGCGGGACACCAACCACGGCAUCUCGCUUUACAUUCGAGCAAAAGAAUUCCUCUCGCAGCAAAAUUAG
Pocillopora meandrina is the source of this 2069-nucleotide messenger RNA. The record is from the annotation of a GenBank genome assembly. NCBI's taxonomy places the organism in Eukaryota, Metazoa, Cnidaria, Anthozoa, Scleractinia, Pocilloporidae.